Messenger RNA from Anthonomus grandis grandis, 835 nucleotides. It is a transcript of the gene EMC7, whose product is annotated as ER membrane protein complex subunit 7 homolog. Gene Ontology annotation, cellular component: EMC complex. Lineage: Eukaryota; Metazoa; Arthropoda; Insecta; Coleoptera; Curculionidae. Bases 45 to 752 code for a protein of 235 amino acids. The record is from RefSeq and is a predicted model, not a curated record. Gene Ontology annotation, molecular function: carbohydrate binding. The transcript has 4 exons.
UUUGUGUUCUGUGAUUUGUAUUCUGUGGGUAAUUUGUAAACGCGAUGUUAAUUUGUUCAAAAAGUAUUUGGGCUCUUUUCGCUUUAUUUUUUGUAAUAAAGGCUGAAACUAGCCUGGAAGAAGACAAUGGAACUGGCCGCUAUGUAAUAGAAGGCAGAGUUUUUCCCUUAAGCGAUUAUCAGACUGAAAACGCCAACUGGCAAACCGUUACUAGAGUUCAUGUCAAUGGGGGCGAAUUUAUCGGUUUCGUCAAAAGAGAUGGAAGUUUUGUCGUCCAUAACGUACCAUCGGGAUCUUACAUUGUAGAGGUAUUGAAUCCAGAGUACACCUUUGAGCCUGUACGAGUUGAAAUCAACUCAAAAGGCAAGUUUAGAGCAAGGAAGGUUAACCAUAUACAAACCUCUCUGGUUGUCCAAGUGCCUUAUCCUUUAAAAAUAAAGGCAUUGGGAAAAACUAGGUACUUCCAAGUAAGAGAACAAUGGAGGGUAACAGAUUUUCUUUUCAAUCCAAUGGUCAUGAUGAUGUUAUUCCCGGUAUUGUUAAUCAUGGUUCUACCUAAGCUCAUGAAUGAUCCAGAAACCAAAAAAGACUUAGAAGAAAUCCAGAAACUGACCAAGUUUGAAGGGCUUCAAGUCGGAGAUAAAGUUAGCAAUUUCUUAGCAGGAAAUAUGCCACAAAGUACCACUAAAGAGGUUAAAGACAAGGAUAAAAAAGCGCAGAAGGCUCGACGAAGGCCUGUAACCAAAGAGUAAAUAAGCAAUAGAUAUUUUUAGCUGUGAAAAAUAUUUAAUUUAUAAGUAUUGUAUUUAAAGAAUAAUAAAAAAUUAAAGACAAA